Arthroderma uncinatum is the source of this 2184-nucleotide messenger RNA. Its product is annotated as alkaline phosphatase 4. The coding region runs from base 1 to 2184 and encodes 727 amino acids. The transcript is spliced from 2 exons. Gene Ontology annotation, biological process: dephosphorylation. The record is from RefSeq and is a predicted model, not a curated record. Gene Ontology annotation, molecular function: alkaline phosphatase activity. Lineage: Eukaryota; Fungi; Ascomycota; Eurotiomycetes; Onygenales; Arthrodermataceae.
AUGCGCGUGGAUGCGCGACGCACAACCCUGGACCAACGUGGGGAGUGGGCCAAGGUUGAGGUCGAGGUCGAGGUCAAUCGAAGAAGAAGAGAGGCAUGGGACGGACGGGCGUUGUUGAUCCGUGGCCAGGUCCGUAUAUUAAGACCAUCCUCCCCCGUCCUCUUUUCCCUUUCUUUCUCCUCCUCCAAGUCAAGCAUUCCGGGCAAGAUGAAGUACUCCGUCCUCGCCGCCGCCGCCUUCGCCUCGACAGCUCUCGCCCAGACCUUCCAGCGUCUGGGUGGCUGUCCCGAGCUUGGAUGCAUCUUCCCCCCAGACAAAGCCGAGUUCCUGUCUGGACAGUUCUUCGACAUCCGUCUCGAGGUGCACCAGCCGGUCAAUGGAUCCGAGGCUCGCACCGGAGAGCCAGAUGAGAAGUUCACCUUCACCAUCGAGCACAAGAGACGAGGCGCCCACUCCGCCGAGCCAGCGACCAAGUUCUUUAAGGUCGAGGAGCCGAAGCUCGAGAAGUGGCAGUUCUCCUGGUACGAGGAUCUCUUUGCCAAAGACGCAAAGAAGCCCUCCCUCGUCAACGUCGCCUCCAAGGCCUUCCGUCGCGUCAGCCUCGACCGCCCCGGUACCUACGAGGCCGUCCUGACCUACUACAAUGGCAAGAAGACCACCGCUACCUGGGAGGUCAAGGAGCUGCGCACCCGCCGUCGUGCUAAGAAUGUCGUCCUCUUCAUCGGUGAUGGCAUGACCACCAACAUGAUCACUGCCGCCCGUCUGAUGGCCCAUCACUCCAUCAACGGCAAGUACCAGACCACGAUGCAGAUGGACCAGUUCCCCGUCCUCGGUCACCAGAUGACCCAUUCCAUGGAUUCCUUCAUCACCGACUCUGCCAACUCUGCCACCGCCCUCUACACCGGCCACAAGUCCACUGUCAACGCAUUGAACGUCUACCGAGACUCCUCCAAGUCUCCCUUUGACGACCCCAAGUUCGAGACUAUCGCCGAGAUCUUCCGCCGUGUCAACCCCGGUGCUGGUGUCGGUAUCGUCUCCACCGCCCAUUUGUCUGACGCUACCCCAGCUGCCCUGACUGCUCACACCAGUGACCGUGGUGAGGCCGCUCACGUCAUCGACACCUACUACCACGGUCUCUCUAACUGGACCCAGUGGGACGGUCCCGACGUUCUCUUCGGCGGUGGUGCCGAGGAUUUCCUGCCCAGCGACGGAAAUAAGAAACAGAACUACUACGAGAUGUUCCAGAAGAAGGGAUACUCUCUGUCCUGGAACGCCACCGCCCUUGCACAGGCUUCCAACAACGACCGUGCUCUCGGUGUCUUCUCCACCAGCGUCAUGGCCAAGUGGCUCGACCGUAACGUCUACAAGGAUAACCUCAAGCAGCAGAAGAACUACCCCGAUGGCUCUGACAAGGACGCCGACGACCAACCCGGCCUCAAGGAGAUGACCCUCAAGGCCAUCGACAUCCUCCACACCCGCAACCGCAACCACCGCGAGAGCCGUGGCAAGGGUUUCUUCCUCAUGUCUGAAGCCGCCAGCAUUGACAAGCAAAUGCACUCCUUGGAUUAUGACCGUGCUCUCGGUGAACUCCUCGAGCUCGACGACACCGUCCGUGCCACCAUUGCUAAGCUUCGUGCCCUAGGUGAAUUGGACGACACCCUCAUCCUCGUCACCGCUGACCACGGACACGGCUUCGAUGUCACCGGAUCCGUCGACACCAAGUACCUCGCUGAGCAGAAGGGUGACCGUGAGAAGCGCAACGCCAUCGGCACCUACUUCAACUCCGGUCUAUCCCAGUACACCGUCCAAACCCAGGGCUCCCUCAAGUACUCCGAAGGCGUCCACUUCCCCGCCCAAUGGGACCCUCGCUACACCCUCCACGCCGGCCUCGCCGCUCACCCCGACAUUCGUGAGAACUACCAAGUCCACAAGGACGGUCCACGAAAGCCUGUUACUUCCGCCAAGGGCUCCAAGGACUACUACGUCAACUACAAGGACGCCGUCACCGGUUUCAUCGUCAACGGCACCAUUGCUCCUGACGAAGCCUCGGGCGUUCACUCGCUCACUGACGUUCCUGUGUUCGCCAUGGGACCAUGCCAGGAAGACUUCGGCGGUGUCUAUAACUCUGUUGAUAUCUUCUUCCGUAUGGCUCAGUGUCUCGGUUUGAGCAAGACCAGAUGGUAA